ACACUUCUGCCGUUUUCGGGAGAAAAGCAAAGAAAGUUGAGUGAAAUAGACGGAAGUAUGGACCGGAAACUACACAGUGGCAUGCACCAUCCCACCCUGCGACUGCUGCAGGAGUCGGGCUGUGAAAUCUCGCCUCACAACCUGAUGUACCCCGUCUUCAUUGUGAGCAACGACGACGAUGUGCAGCCGAUCGCCAGCAUGCCAGGGAUCUCCAGGUUCGGAGUGAACCGACUGCGGGAUCACCUGGAGCCGCUGGUCAAGAAGGGACUGACCUCCGUGCUACUCUUCGGCGUGGUAGAGUCUGAACUGAAGGACGAGGAGGCCUCGAAUGCGGACUCGGCGGUGAACCCUGUGGUGCGAGCCCUGCCCAAGCUGCGGGAAUGGUUUCCCGACCUGCUCAUUGCCUGUGACGUGUGCAUCUGUCCCUAUUCCUCGCACGGCCACUGCGGCCUCCUGGGCAAGGCAGGCCUGGAGAACGGACCGAGCAUAAAGCGGAUAGCCGAGAUAGCCGUGGCGUACGGACAGGCUGGGGCCCACAUCGUGGCUCCCUCCGACAUGAUGGACAACCGCGUGCGGGCCAUCAAGCAGGCCCUGAUCGACGCCAGCUUGAACAGUGUCUCGCUGCUGGCCUAUUCCGCCAAGUUCGCGUCCAACUUCUACGGUCCGUUCCGGGAGGCGGCUCAGUCGGCCCCCAAGUUCGGCGAUCGGCGGUGCUACCAGCUGCCCAGUGGAUCCCGCAGCCUGGCCAUGCGCGCAAUUCAGCGCGAUGUCAGCGAGGGGGCGGACAUGCUGAUGGUGAAGCCCGGCAUGCCGUACCUGGACAUUCUGCGACAGACCAAGGACUCCUAUCCCUACCACACACUGUACGUGUACCAGGUGUCCGGCGAGUACGCCAUGCUCUAUCACGCCUCUAAGGCAGGUGCCUUCGAGCUGCGCGAUGCCGUGCUGGAGUCCAUGCGAAGCUUCCGUCGCGCUGGGGCCGAUUGCAUCAUUACCUACUACACCCCCUACCUGCUGGACAUAAUUGGCAGGACCGCCUAAAGAAACUGAAAGACUGAACCAUACGAAAGUCUCAAGAAGCGUGCAAUCACACAAAAUACAAUAUAUGUAACAUAGGUUCCUCGGGUUUCGUCUUUAGUUUUUAGAAUUGUCACUCUGUAAUUCAUGUGUAAUCACCAUUACUGGUGCUUCUGUGGCGUCGUCAGAAUACACUUCCAUAUACGUACAUACACAAUUUUGUGUAUCUGCGUAUCUGCGUGCUUAUCAAUCGAUCCGA
Molecule: messenger RNA, 1276 nt
Organism: Drosophila persimilis
Lineage: Eukaryota; Metazoa; Arthropoda; Insecta; Diptera; Drosophilidae
Product: delta-aminolevulinic acid dehydratase
Exons: 1
Coding region: 58-1041 (327 amino acids)
Biological process (GO): heme biosynthetic process
Cellular component (GO): cytosol
Molecular function (GO): porphobilinogen synthase activity; zinc ion binding
Source: RefSeq, a predicted model, not a curated record